AUGACUGAGAAAUUGGUACCUUCUCUACAUGAUCACAAGGAUGAUUUUCACAAGCGUCUGUCCUACACCACCCACAAACUAGAGAUGGUGGAGUCUGAGUUCGACUCCACCCGUCAGUACCUGGAGACGGAACUCCGUCGAGCCCAGGAAGAGUUGGAGAAAUUCACUGACAAACUACGCAGGAUCCAGAGCAGUUAUGCAGCUCAACAGAGGAUCAAUCAAGACCUGGAGGACAAGGUGCACAGGACAUCCCAGCACCAUGAAGACGAGAAAAGAGCGCUGAGUCGGGAGAUCAUCGUCCUCAACAAUCACCUCCUGGAGGCCAAGAUCACCAUUGAAAAGCUCAGAGAGGACAACGACCUUUACAGGAAGGACUGUAACCUGGCAGCACAGCUCCUCCAGUGCUCCAAGUCACACCACAGAGCCCACAAGCUAUCCGAGCUGCCCAUUGACUUCCAGGAGCGGGUGAGCUCCCACAUAGAGAAGCACGGAUGCGGCGUCACAAUGGCGCUGUGCCACUCAUCCUACUCCGAUGCUGUGCCCACCGCCGUCAUCGCCAAGGUGCUCGAGAAGCCCGAGCCGGACAGCAGCUGCCCAGUCACCCGCUCAACCAGCCCUCAGCCAUUGGUGGAUGAGGGCCAUGACCAUGACUUCAUGACCAAUAGCGUGGGCGGUGAAAUCCUUCAGCGCCGUACCGCCUACCUGUACUGCAGCGACACGGCCCUCUACUGCCCUGAGCGCUGGCAGGAGCGCAGGCAGAGCGUAGAGGUCCACGGCCUCCCCAAGGGUCUCUUCCUCCAGGCCCAGAACUCCAACCCUCAGGAGGUGGCCUUCCAUUCAGGUAACUUCUCCCAACACAGGGCCCCCUCCUUCCACGGAGAGUUGACGGUGGGCUCCUUGCCGGCCUCUAGCUCCUACUCCAGCUUCAGCCAAGCUUCCGAGGAGGAGAAGGGAGGGGAAGGCUGCGGUGGCGGCCUCAGCAACACCAUGUCCUCCUCCCACCAGGCACUCUACAUGGACUGGCGGGAUGGGGGGUACGGUGAGCGCAAGAGCACCUCUUCUUAUGAGAAGGACAGCCCUCCCAGCCACAGCCUCUUCCCCAUGUCCCACAGCUUCCAGCACAUGGCGAUGCCGCCUUCCCCCAACCCCGCGAAAGGCGGUGGCGGCUCUUCGCCAGCGUAUGUGCACACGCCGUCCUGCGGCUACAGUGAGCCGUACCACUCGCCUCACCUAGCAUCGUCGCACACCGUGGGCUCGGCCCAGGGUGGAGGAGGACCCCAGGCGGUGGAGCGCUCUGACAGCCAGGCCAGCAUAGGUGUCCCCACCGAAGAAGAACUAUCUGGAAGCUGGAGGCAGCUGAGUGUAGAGGACAUCAACUCGUACUCCUACAACUGCAAUCCGGGCCGCAUGUCUCCCUACAGCUUUUCCGAGCAGCACUUCACCAUAGGCCCAGCCAAGCUCAAACUGGGGCCGCUCUACAGCAGCUUCCAGGAGGGGGACGACAACGUCUCUCUCCACAGCCAUGUGCUGGACCAGUGCUUGGCCGCUGCCGUCGGUGGUGGCGGACUCUCACCCAGUCCCAAACACCCCAGCAUGGGCCUGCGGGGCAAGCCCCAGCCCCUUUACAGAGCCAAGGAGGACAGCCAGGACUCAGAGUGCAGCCAGUUCUUCUCAGGAAGCUUGAAGGACAAGGAGAGCGGGGCGGCUGGAGCGGCACGGGGGACCAUGAACAAGGAACAUGUGGAUGUGAGCCCCAACAGCUUGGCCGAGUCCUUACACCACCAAAGCUCCCUGGAAGCUUCCGGUCUGCAGCAGCAACACUACCAGAGGGAGAGAGGGAGGCCCAGCCUGAGCCUAGCUGUUCCCAGGAAGAGUUCUCAACACCACCAAAAAUUUGAAAGUACAGGAACAGGACUUAACAGGAAGGACAGUCUUACCAAGGCCCAGCUGUACGGCACCCUCCUGAACUGA
Molecule: messenger RNA, 1971 nt
Organism: Salvelinus namaycush (lake trout)
Lineage: Eukaryota; Metazoa; Chordata; Actinopteri; Salmoniformes; Salmonidae
Product: brain-enriched guanylate kinase-associated protein
Exons: 6
Coding region: 1-1971 (656 amino acids)
Cellular component (GO): synapse
Source: RefSeq, a predicted model, not a curated record